GUUCUUCCUGGCUAAUCUUAAUCAGAAAAUUAAGUCUAGCUACACCCUGCUGCCUGGCUAUACAGAUUACAGCUGUUGAGCUCCAAUGGCGCUUUCACCCCUCACAUUCGUAUAUCUGCUUCUGUUGUUUGCACCAUUGGGACACUGUGAAGACGUAGAAUGGAAUAUCGGUGAACCAGCAUGUUCGCCAACUCCAAGCGGCGGAUCAUUUGAAAGGCCUUCACCUCCACCGCCGCCCCCGGUUGACGUUCCUCCCUCAAGUUUUUAUCCACCCGACCGCCCACCACAUCCACCACCAGAUCAUGGAUUCGAACCUCCACGUAGAUUCUUCCCGUGGCCACCAAUCAUUUCCUUUCCUCCAUCUCCCGAGCCAGUUGUUCAACCUCCGGCAGUAGCGCCUCCUUCAUUUGAAGGACCUCCUUUUAUAAUUCCAAGGCACCCUAGAGAAUGCAUUAUGCUGUGCGUUCCAAGAUGUGAGGAAGUGCAAAGAGGUGAGGAUCCGCAAUGCAUGAGGACAUGCAUCAUGUGUUGCAAGUUCUGCAAGUGUGUGCCCUUUGGUAGCAGGGAAAAUUGUGGCAAUUGCUACUCCAAAUCAAUGCGCAACGGUCAGCAGUGUCCUUAA
This is a messenger RNA of Nymphaea colorata (pocket water lily), 622 nucleotides long. Its product is annotated as gibberellin-regulated protein 14-like. Lineage: Eukaryota; Viridiplantae; Streptophyta; Magnoliopsida; Nymphaeales; Nymphaeaceae. The record is from RefSeq and is a predicted model, not a curated record. The coding region runs from base 86 to 622 and encodes 178 amino acids. The transcript has 4 exons.